GUGUCAUAUGAAUAAUUGACCCUACCGUACACAGGUGUGGACAUGGACAUAAUGUUAUGGGGUCCUAACGCAGUAACCAGUCUGGGGUUAGUCCUCUAGAGGAAAAGACCAGUCCUAACAGGGUUUCGUGUCACUUUCUCGGACACAUGCGUGAUCAACUCUAUACGGAAUAUUUUCUUCAAUACUUCAACAGGUGUGGGCUUUACGAUACUAUAGAAUUUGAAGAGGAUACCUGCUACUCUCUCGCCAGAAUAUGAACGGAACUGCGAUGAAUGAAUGCUCUUUUCAUGAUAUUCGGACGGAGGACGAAAUGGUGGAGAGGUGCGGACGACUGAAAAUCACUCUGCAGGACACCAACUCAAAACCAUCCUCUGAGAGCCAGCAGCGGAAGCCUGAGUCACUACCACCACCACCACAAGAACAGACAGAGGUCAUCAAGGUCUACUUGGAGAAGCGGUCACAAAAAGAUCAGAAACAUCGGCAAAGUGUCAAGAUGCUAACAGACGAGGUGUCUCAGAUACAAGAGGUCCGGUACUGUUUGAAGAGCCUUCGGCAGCAAAUGGCAUCAAGACAUAACAACAAUAAUAACAAUAAGUUUCCAACCAAUGGCUACGGAGUUACUGAGCUCAGCAGCCAAUCAGUGAUCCUCAAUGGCAAUGUUGACCCACCUCUGACAAGGGAGGAAGAUGAUGAGGAAGAUGAGUGUGUGAGGCUAAGGGAGGUGACACGGCGUCUGUAUGCUCAGCUGCAGAAGGCUGAGAGACGCCACCAGGAGGAGAGAGACAAAAUGCAGGCCAGCGGAGAGGCAUGUCGCCAGCGUGUGGAGGAGCAGGCGGAGCGUUUGCAGGAGGCCGAGGUGGAGGCCAAUACCCGCAGACAACAGGUGCAAGAGCAGCAGAGGCUGCUGGGAUGCAUGGAGACGGAGAAUGGCUCCCUGCGUGACAAGAUGGCUGCCAGAGAGGCAGAGCUGGAGGAGCUGAGAAAGCAGAAGGAGGGGGGUCAAGCGGAGCAGCAGAGGUCGGAGCAGCUGGAGAAGGACCUGGCCGGGCUCAAAGAGAAGGUCCAUCAGCUGGAUGACAUGCUCAAGAGCCAGCAGAGAAAAGUCAGACACAUGAUUGAACAGCUGCAGAACUCUAGGACUGUGAUCCAGGAGAGAGAUCGUCACAUCAGAGAUCUGGAAGAGAAAGUGGCCUUCCUGGAGGCAGAGAACCGUGAGAUGCAUGAUCAGAUGGAGUUCUUGCUGGGCGACCAGAAGCCCCAGCAAAUAUCUCCGCAGAGUCCACAGGUUGUCUACAGCAAACCUCUCACGCCUACCAGACUUGCAAACAAGUCUCUGCCCUUCAUCAAAGUCAUCGAGAUCAAGUCCUGAGCAGAGACUCCAUCAGCAUUGAAGUGCCCAGCAACGGCACUGAAGCACUCUUAUGACCUGCCAAUCAAGCAUAGCUUAUCAGCAAAUCUACCGCAAAGUAGCAGCACUAUACCACUGGUUUCUUAUCAGAGAACACAAUAUGAUAUGAUAAAGGGUUGGAUCCACAACUGUGACGGCAACUGGAAAGAGAUAAAGUGUUACUUCGAAGGCAGUGAAGAUUCACCAAUCUCAUGCGACAGGAAAAACAAAUACAUGCAUCAACAAAAAGAGACUGCAAUGUUCACAACCUGAUAUCUGAAGUGGGGAGUCAGACAGAGGUUGCAUCUAAUUGUAUGGCUGGAAUGUAAACAUGAUGAAGGCCAUCACAUAACAACACAUAAGCUGACACACACACACACACACACAACUAUUUUAGAGCGGGCCUCUCAAAACAAACCUGUGGUUGAGCUCAGGAAGCUCUCUCCGAGGUUAAUGUCUCCGAGGUUAAUGUUAAUGGUUAACCCUAACCCUCCCAGAGUGCAGGAGAGACGAUGACGGCACAACCCACAUUAUGAACCCUAAACUCACAAAGGAUUCGACUCCAGUUCCAUGGUCAGGUUCCACACUGGCAUCUGAGUUUCAUGGCAAAGGUUUUCCCCAUAGUAAAGACCUUUAUGCAUGACAGUCAAAUGGAAGAGGCUCCCUAUGAAGCUGUUAUUCUGAUUUUGAUCUGGUGACCAAAUAACAUCUAAAGAGAGGAUCACAUGUAUAGUGUUUAAAAAUAGGCUUUAGGAUUGCAUGAGAUGCCGUAUAAAUGUAUAGAUAGAUACAAUCGUCUGAACAUUAUUCAUCUAUCUUUGCCUUGUUUUAUUCAUAAAUUCUGUUCUGGUGUGGUUGGAUAGUAUAGAAGAUCUUAACGAAACCACAUCCUUUUGUGAAAUAUGAGAUUGCUGUGGGGGAUUUUCUAAAGAUAUCCUGUUUGGGGAGUUUGAAGUGUACUAAAUGACUUCAACAAAAAUGUCCUUUUUCCUUCCAUUGUCCUGUUACCAUAUUAAUAUCAUACUAUGAGACAUUGGGUCAUACAUAGAUUAUUUAUCUCUAUGUUCUGUGUUAUAGUAGAAUUUACUGCUGAGAUAUACAUAGUGACUUCAGCUUAUGUAGAAAUGACAUUGACAGAACUUAUUUAUUGUUGUAAGAAAAUGCCGCCCUGUAAAGAUAGCAAGUUCCAUACGAUUUACUGUGAAAGCUGUUGUACAGUGAUUAUUUUCUUUGGGUGUUUUUGACUUUUUAUGUAUCUUGUGGUGUUAUCAUUUCUUCCAGUCUGAAGGAAAUAAAAUAUGUUGGAAAACAGA
Clupea harengus (Atlantic herring) is the source of this 2700-nucleotide messenger RNA. RefSeq names its product tuftelin 1b (gene tuft1b). The record is from RefSeq and is a predicted model, not a curated record. Gene Ontology annotation, biological process: intracellular signal transduction. Lineage: Eukaryota; Metazoa; Chordata; Actinopteri; Clupeiformes; Clupeidae. Gene Ontology annotation, cellular component: intracellular anatomical structure.